Molecule: messenger RNA, 579 nt
Organism: Protomyces lactucae-debilis
Lineage: Eukaryota; Fungi; Ascomycota; Taphrinomycetes; Taphrinales; Protomycetaceae
Product: rRNA processing protein Fcf1
Exons: 1
Coding region: 1-579 (192 amino acids)
Cellular component (GO): nucleolus; small-subunit processome
Source: RefSeq, a predicted model, not a curated record
AUGGGCAAGGCCAAGACAACGCGCAAAUUCGCACAGACAAAACGUCUCAUCUCCCUCAAAGACGCACGCAUAAAAAAACCAGCUACAAACAAGACGGCUGUGCGCAAAGAUGCAGAUGGCAAUGUCGUCAGAGAAAUCCCACAGGUCGCCUCCUCCCUCUUCUUCCAGUUCAACAAUGCUCUACACCCACCAUACAGAGUGCUCAUUGAUACCAACUUUAUCAAUUUCUGCAUAAAAAACAAGAUUGACCUGGUUCGCGGGCUCAUGGAUACCUUACUCGCCAAGUGUAUUCCCUGCAUCACAGACUGCGUCCUGGCAGAACUCGAGAAGCUAGGACAAAAGUUUAGGCUCGCACUGCAGAUUGCCAAGGAUCCGCGAUUCGAGCGUCUGACAUGCUCACACAAGGGCACGUAUGCCGAUGACUGCCUCGUUGACCGGUGCUUGCAAAGUCGCUGCUACCUUGUGGCCAGCAAUGAUUUACACCUCAAGCAACGGAUACGCAAGAUUCCAGGAGUGCCCAUCCUCUAUGUUGGCAACCACGUCAUCAAAGUCGAGCGUUUGCCAGAUCUACUGCAUUGA